This is a messenger RNA of Anarrhichthys ocellatus (wolf-eel), 1465 nucleotides long. RefSeq names its product carcinoembryonic antigen-related cell adhesion molecule 5-like. Lineage: Eukaryota; Metazoa; Chordata; Actinopteri; Perciformes; Anarhichadidae. The transcript has 6 exons. The annotation marks the transcript as partial. The record is from RefSeq and is a predicted model, not a curated record.
UGUUUCCUUCUACUGUACCUUUGUUAUGUGGUGGCAAAUGUAAAACCAUUUUGUUUUUCAUCCACAGUACUAGUGUCCGAUGUCAUGGCAACUGCCAGCAGCACAGACUUGGUGGAGGACAGCUCUGUCCGUCUGUCCUGCUCCUCCUCUGGAUCCUCUCUCUCUUUCCUCUGGUUCAACGGCAGCUCUGAGGUUACAGCCGGCGACAGAGUUCAGUUCACUGAUGGAGGCUCCACUCUCACUAUUAAUGUGACGCGCUACGACCAGGGACCAUUCAGGUGUAAUGUGUCCAACCCUGUCAGUAGUGCCAGAAGUGGUCCAAUAAACCUCUUCAUCAGCUAUGGCCCUGAUAAUAUUAAUCUGACAAUAUCUCCGUCACAAGAAUACUAUGAGGAAGGAUCAAACAUCAACCUGAACUGUUCAGCUGACUCCACACCUGAUGCCCAAUAUACGUGGCUUCUGAAUGGAAAUCUGCUGUCUGAUACUGGACCAGAGCUCAGACUGAUGAACAUUCAGGAGAGUAAGAGCGGGAACUACAGCUGUCAAGCCUUUAACAACAGAACUCUGAGAUCUAUAAAAUCUCAGCCUGCAGCCAUCUCUGUACUGACGGGUGUUGCCAAUGUCAUGGUGACUUCAAACACAACAGACAUGUUGGAGUACAGUACUGUCCGUCUGUCCUGCUCCUCCUCUGGAUCCUUCCUCUCUUUCCUCUGGCUGAACGGCAGCUCUGAGAUUACAGAAAGUGACAGAGUUCAGCUCACUGAUGGAGGCUCCACUCUCAGUAUAGUCAGUGUGACGCGCUAUGACCAGGGACCAUUCAGGUGUCAAGUGUUUAAUCCUGUAAGCAAUGGCACCAGUGGUCCAGUAAACCUCUCCAUCAACUAUGGCCCAGAAAAUAUUAAUCUGACAAUAUCUCCGUCACAAGAAUACUACGAUGAAGGGUCAAACAUCAGCCUGAUGUGCUCAGCGGUCUCCAGACCUUCUGCCCUGUUUCAGUGGUUUCUGAAUGGAGACCUGCUCUCUGAUACUGGACCAGAGCUCAGACUGAUGAAUAUUCAGAUGAGUCAGAGUGGAAGAUACAGCUGUCUGGCCUUUAACAACAAAACCCUGAAAAAUGAAAUGUCUCAGCCCUCAGUUGUCUCUGUAUUGGAAAGAAUAUCAGGUGCUUCUAUCACAUCGAAAACAAACACGUUGAUUGAAGGGAACUCUUUCAACAUAUCCUGUGAUGCUGCUGGCUCUGUGUUUACCAGAGAGUGGAUGAAGGAUGGCUUAAAUCUGACUCCAGAUGACAACAUGGCAUUUUACGACAACAAGAGAGUGCUGUCUUUUAGCAGUCUGAGUAAAAAAGACACUGGAGAUUAUUUUUGUAACGUCAGCAACCCCCUCAGCCACGAUGAAGCUACAUACACCAUGGUUGUUUUCUAUGGACCAGAAAAUGUUCAAAUCAGUGGUCCAAGUGAGAUAC